AGAAGGGCUGAAAUGAUGGAAACGAGAUUCCAACUUAUUGCAUCUAUUGAUGAAAGGCACCAGGGCGAAAAAUGUGCAGUCAAAACAUUUUUAAUGGCAAUUAAACGAGAGUAUUCGGAGGUUAAUAGCGGCGAUUACACAUUUGGACCAAGGCUAGCUUUCAAGCGCUGAGGCUACGAUGGUGUUUGGACGUUACCAGGAACUUAUAGCUAUCGUGUAAACGGAGCUCACACCAAUAAUUAUGUAUCUAAUUUAGUUUAAUGUCAUUUUUCGUUACGGCAGCUAAAAAUUACAUUCCAGCGUUCGUCUUUUCACCAGAGGACAGAUGGAUACGAUUUACAGUGGCCGAGGUGUCUUCUACCAGGCAAUGCCUGCGAUUGGAGCUGAUGGAAAGAACAUCAUGAAACUGAUUCCUGUCCAAAUGGUGAACAGACAGUUUUUCCAACCACAGACAAGUAAGACUAAAAGGGACCCAAUUUCCCAGGAGGCUGUUACCAUAAAUAUCAACUCAGCACCUGUGAACAUGGUCACAGAUACAGCUUUGAGUUCUUCUGUCUCUCAGCAAAUAAUCAGGAAGCAGGCUUCAGUUAUGAAUGUCUUGUCCAACCGUGUACAUUCAGUCAACAACCAUUCGCUGCAGCAGCAGACUGUUAAUUUAACGGCUGAAGUUCCGUCAGUGGCAACUUUUAAAGAAAAAUCUGGAAUGCCAGUAAAACUUUUUAAUCUGCUCCCAGUUACUGUGAAAUCUCCAGCACUCCCGAGAGGACAGUAUCUUCAGAUUCCCCCCAAUGCACAAGUCCAGACCGUUCCAGCAUGCAGACUCCCUGCAGCUAUCCAGAAACAGAUUUUUACUUCUUCUGCCAGCUCCUCCUCGGGGUCAGCAUUACCCAGUGUAGUGUAUGUUACUCCUGUAACCACUAUAAAUCAAGGUGGGACUCUGCCAACGGACACCGCUCCACACUCAGUCCGAAUGUUUUCCAAUGCAUCAACACUGACUUCUUAUGGAUUCCACCCAAAGCAAAGAACACAACAGUUAAAACUGAUUCCAAAGGUUUCACAAAGGCCCGACAGCCCCACACGCUGGGUGAUAGAAGAAGUGGAUUGUUCAUCAGGUCCAAAUAUAAAACCUCUUAACUGUCCGUCUGUAACUUCAGAGAUUCUUCAAGCAAUCGCACAGAGAGAAAAUUCUUCCACACAGCUCAGCACCUUCAGAAAAACUGCCUCUCAGCUGAGUCAGGACAAUGGUGCACAAGGGCAAGAAAAUGCUUUGGUCAUGUGCAAUGGCAAGGUGUUCUUUGUAGCUAAACAGUGCGCCCCGCUAUCUAAGACCACAACAACAACUAAAGGGUCUGAACUCAGCAAAAGCAUUCUUCCACCAUCUUCUUCUUUACAACAGUUUCUUCAGUCAGCUGUAACAAGUCAAGAUGUUAGAACGCAAAGGGAGUCAGAUGAGGUGAUUGAUCUAUGUGACGAUGAUGAGUCACCUCAACAAGCAGUUAACAUGCCUGCGGUCUCUCAUCUGGAUGAAGACAAUGUCAUAUUUGUAUCAUAUAUUCCACCCAAGUCAGAGUCCUGCUCACCACACUGCACAACCUCAAACAUGGCUUUGAGAGGAGCAAAAGCCGGCCAGGACACGUCAGAUAUAAAUGAAACGUGUGUUUGUGGCUCAGACGUGCUUCACAGCACCUCUGCCCAGCAGCUGCAAGACGUAGAGGUUGAUGCAAAAACAGAAAGUCCAACAGAGGCCAGCAGCAGCUUUGAAACAGAGAGCAACAGUCAGAUAACUGAGGGCUCUACAAAUCCUGAGUCAGUGGCACCAAAGCCUCGCAAAGUGUCUGACCACCUGCUGAGGCAGAUAUUCGGGAUAACAGCUGAACUUAAACUUUGCCUUCAGAGGGUUGAUGAACCAUCAGUUGAGUCUGUCCCUGCAAAUUCGCUGCACAUAGACUCCAUUAAGUCAGUGGAGGAUAAUGAGGAAUCAGUGGUAGAUGUUUUUCGAUAUGAAGGUAGCGGUUCACAAGAAACCAAUAUGAACAGUGGUCAUACUGAUAUCCCGAGAGUAAAAGUACAAACUGGAAAGGAAUUACCACCAUCACCUGACACAGGUGUUGGAGCUCUCAGAUGUUCACAUGUCAAACUGGACCAGAAACCUCCUCCUUUUGCUUGGAAACAGAAGUUCUUUUUAGGUCAAAGUUCACACAACAGAGCAUCAUGUGACUGUAAAAGUAAGCAAGAGACAGAUUGUUUGGAACCAGUUGGUGAGGAUGUCCCUACCACAAAUGAAGGCAGUAUCUCACAAUCACAGUAUGCAGAUGCCCAUCUUCAGACUCAGACUUGGUUGGAUCUCAGCAGAAACACAAGGAGAAUAGGACGGACCAGGAAACGCACUGUGUGUCCAUGUUGCAUGCCCACUACUCUGGAUCCUGCAGUCAAGUCCAGGGCAAGGCUAGAGGAGCUAGACAAGUGGGACUUUACAGCAGAGCAGGUGAGUAAAAAAGGGGGAAGAGCAAAGGUUCCUCGAAAAGAUGGAAUGAUGAGCUGUGGAAAAGUCAUAAACAAGCAGAACUGUGUCGCCCAUGAGGGCUAUAGUAACAUUUUGUCAACAACGUCCACGGACUGUGAUGAACUAAAAAGACAGGAACGGAUCAAAAGACUCAAAGAUUACCUGACAGAGAAAGAGGCAGUGUUGCAACUAAUGAAGAGAAAAGUGAGAUGAUUGAAAAUGUCCAGUACUUUUAGCACCCACGUGUCCUUAUAAAGUUCAUCGAUUAAUGGACUCAAAAAUGGCACCUCCUCAUGCACAUUCACUUUCUGAGACUCAAAGUGAGUUUAUGUUCCAUGGAGCCCACCACACAUAUACAUCAAUUUCCACUGAUAUCACACCGGUUUGGGUGGCCAGAAAUGCAGGACAUUACAAAAAAGAUACUUGGUUCCUCGGUUCUCAGGAGGUGUUGCAGAGUUAAUGGAAUUAAGUCUUAAUUGAAAGUUGUUUGUUCGCUUUGUUUGUUUUGAUUGUCUGUUUUCCAAUUUAAAAAUGAAAAUAAAGCUUAUAAAAAAAAAAAAAAACAGAAAGAAAGUUGCUUAACUGGCAGGUGCUAGGGCCACUAAGGUGGAAGUCUUCCAUCUUGGUGGCCUAAGGAUCUCCUCUUUGCUUUCUGUUGACUCCAUCCUCCUGCUCCCACUGGAGAGAUUCACAGACAAAAUUGAAGCCGUAUUAAGAAGAACUAGUAUUUCCAAAUCUGAAGAUAUGGUGUUCUGCUGGAUGAGUUGUUACUCUAAGUCACAGGAGUCGAACUCCAGGCCUUGAGGGCCGGCGUCCUGCAGGUUUUAGAUGUGUCCUUGAUCCAACACAGCUGAUUUAAAUGGCUAAAUGAUCUCCUCAACAUGUCUUGAAGUUCUCCAGAAGCCUGGUAAUGAACUAAUCAUUUGAUUCAGGUGUGUUGACCCAGGGUGUUAUCUAAAACCUCCAGGACACCGGCCCUGGAGGCCUGGAGUUCUACACCCCUGCCCUAAGUGGUAUCAAGUAUCUCAGGGAAAUUUUUCCCUGAGAGAGGGGAGCAGAAGACUGAUAGACAAACUAGGACAGGAUCUGCAGUGAUGUGGACACUGUACCAGUUUGUUUAUCAGUUGAUCCGUGUCUGUACCCUCACCCAUGGUCACAAGCUAUGGAUAGAGAGCAAAAGAAACAGACACCAGGAUAAGAGAGAGACACCAGAUGUCAGAGUCGAAGCCAGCUGCUUCACUCUUGUCAUGUGGUCACCUACACGGUGAAUGGUAAAUGAACUGGUUCUUAUAUAGCAUACUCAAACAACUUGUCUUAUUCACCCAUUCAUUCCUCUGCUUACCCACUGAGCUAAAGUGGCACCCAGUUUAUGUCUUUUCCAACACACUUACAGCUUACAUGUUUCUUACUGGUCAGUUUUCUUGUUUUUUUUUCUGACAACCAUUAAACUGAAAACAAACUCUGUUUCCAAAAACUGUUAUGGAAGUUCAAAACAGGUCAUAAACUAUAACUUUUUAUUAAUAAUAUUAUUUUAAAGUUUACAUCAAAUGCUAAAACUGAGAAAUUAUGUUUAUUUUUUAAAAAGGUAACCAAAGAGAUAACUGAUCUAGUUCUUAUAAUUCUUUUUCUUCUUUGUUUUUAAUGGCUGCUUUAUUCUUUAUUUACAGAGCUCCAUGACGAUUGUUAGUACGCACAGAUAAAAAGCUAGCAACCUAUAAUGGUGUAGUAAUUUACAUAUCUCAUUAAUGCAUUAAUGAGUCUAUGUUAUUCAUUAUUGAUGAAUGAUGUGCAGAAAGGUUUCAUGUAAUGGUUUCCAGACUUAUCGCAGAUUGAAUCAGCAGUUUUACUAAAUUCCUGGUUUUUCCAUCAGUUCCUGCCAGUAAGUGUCUCUUUACAUACAAGCUGACACAGAAGUUAUCACCUCAUUUCCUAAUUGCUAAAAGGAAAUAAUGUAAAAUGUCUGUUUAGGUCCUCAGGCACCAAGGUCAUAGUAGUCUUGAAAAAGGAGAUAACUGGACUCCAUUAGGUUUGUGAAGAUGUUUCACCUCUGAGGCUUCUUCAGGUCAUGUGAUGGGGGCAGUAUUUCCAACCUAAAAUGAAGGUGAAAUAAAGGGGUUGUUUAAAAAAGUGGUUAUGCAACACAAUGGGAAACUGUUGCUGCCAUUAAUUAAACAUUUUAAAUGAAUAUUUAUUUUCUUACAAAACUGUUUCAAUAUUUGAAUCGUUGUCUUUCUGCUAUUUAUAGUAACACAAAGGUUUUAAUUGAAUACUGUAUUAUUUAAUUUACAUUUUUAAACUGAAUCACAAUAUUUUUGUAAACAGGGUUAUAUGUUUUAUAGUUAAGUUUGCUAUGGUUUACCUUGUGCUGUGUAGAACAAUACAAUAGCAUGUAUCUCAGUGAUGCACUUUUUCGUUUGUAAACCUUAAUUCUUCACUUUUGAAUAAUAGAUUAAAUCACUCUGUUCCAGUUCAGCUUGUAAGCUGCAUCCUAAACAUUACUUAUAAUGUUUUCAUUUGUUUUCCAAACACAGCCUAACAUGUACUGAAUCAUGACAGACAGUGUAAGCUUUGUCUUUACAAAGUGGAUAUUUACAAAUGGUAUGAAACAUAGUUGUUCUGAAUUGGACGCAGUGAAGCAGACAUCUCUGACUUCUGUUGGAAACAUGUGACCAUCAGUUUUAGGUUUCUUCAUGUUUUUGAUUAAAAUAUGUAUUCAUGAUUUAUUUAAUUCCAUUUCCACUAAAUGAACAUUUAUUUAAAACUUGCCUUCUUGCUGUUUUCUUGUCUGUUAUCUGUAACAUACAUUAAUUACAGUUCAAUUGUGUGUGGAUUACAGUGUGUACAGUGAUUUCUUUUUGCAAAUGAACACAGUGCCAUAAUUCAUUGUCUG
Molecule: messenger RNA, 5393 nt
Organism: Pelmatolapia mariae (spotted tilapia)
Lineage: Eukaryota; Metazoa; Chordata; Actinopteri; Cichliformes; Cichlidae
Gene: lrif1
Product: ligand dependent nuclear receptor interacting factor 1
Exons: 3
Coding region: 326-2716 (796 amino acids)
Biological process (GO): regulation of DNA-templated transcription
Molecular function (GO): nuclear retinoic acid receptor binding
Source: RefSeq, a predicted model, not a curated record